This is a messenger RNA of Heterostelium album PN500, 426 nucleotides long. RefSeq lists its product as uncharacterized. The transcript has 2 exons. The record is from RefSeq and is a predicted model, not a curated record. The coding region runs from base 1 to 426 and encodes 141 amino acids. NCBI's taxonomy places the organism in Eukaryota, Evosea, Eumycetozoa, Acytosteliales, Acytosteliaceae.
AUGGCAGAUCCAAACGAACAAUUAAUAGAAACACCCACCACCACAACCACCUCAGAUCCAACAUCAACAACAACAACAACAACUAAUACAAGCGACCUCACGAUGAGUGAUCUCGAGAACAAUAACAAUAAUGAUCAAAUCCCAUCAACCUCCACUUUGUUUCCUGACAUCUUUCCUACCACCACGCGCCCAGACUCACUCCCGUCGGAUAUAUUCCAAGCAACCCUGGCCGUAUCCAAGACACCGAUCUCUUCUACCAUCGUUCCAGGUCAAUCAGACAAAAGUAAAAUUUGGCCACCAUCUGGUCCAACACAAACAACUAAGAGUUGGCACUCAAAUACCAACAGAAUAUCAAACAAAUCGACAACUUCAACAAACACUGGAACAACUGCAAACUUCUCACCACUAAGUUACCUGCUUUCCUAG